AAGAAGUUCGCUACAAGGAACAGGAAGUGAUUAGUACAUACAGCUAAAUAGCUAGUCAUUCCACAACUCUGUGCAUGUAAAAGUUGCUGCUAUGUUUUCCCACAGGUGGAAACAAGUUGUACUUCUUGUACCUGGUGUAUGAUUUGCAGACUGCGUAUGAGUGACUUGCUCUGCCACACAUGGAAUCAACUUCGAGGCGUCGAAGGAGGGGGGCGGAUGUCAGUGGCCCCUCAUCCAAGACUGUCCCCCCAGACCUCACAGAGGCCCCCCCCAAGGUCACCACCCGGAAACACAACAUCUGCAUGGUGUCUGACUUCUUUUAUCCCAAUAUGGGCGGAGUGGAAAGCCACAUUUACCAGCUGUCCCAGUGCCUGAUCGAAAAGGGACACAAGGUGGUGAUAGCCACCCACGCCUAUGGCAGGAGGAAGGGCAUCCGCUACCUGACCAAUGGACUGAAGGUGUACUACCUCCCCCUGCAGGUCAUGUACAACCAGUCGACAGCCACCACCUGCUUCCACAGCCUGCCGCUGCUGCGCUGUGUGUUUGUCAGGGAGCGCAUCACUGUUGUGCACGCGCACAGCUCCUUCUCCGCCAUGGCUCAUGAUGCACUGUUCCAUGCAAAGACAAUGGGCCUUAACACGGUGUUCACUGACCACUCCCUCUUUGGCUUUGCGGAUGUGAGCUCGGUGCUCACCAAUAAGCUUCUGACUGUGUCGUUGUGUGACACCAACCAUAUUGUGUGUGUGUCAUACACCAGCAAGGAGAACACAGUCCUCCGUGCAGCACUCAACCCAGAGAUAGUGUCUGUCAUUCCUAAUGCUGUCGACCCCACAGACUUCACUCCUGACCCCUCUCAGCGCCAAGACGACAGGAUUACUAUUGUUGUGAUUAGUCGACUUGUCUACCGCAAAGGAAUUGAUCUUCUCAGUGGAAUAAUCCCAGAGCUCUGUCUCAAACAUCCUGAUUUGCACUUCCUAAUUGGCGGAGAGGGGCCGAAAAGAAUCGUGCUGGAAGAAGUGAGAGAGAAAUACCAGCUGCAUGACAGGGUUCGCCUCCUGGGGGCUCUGGAGCAUAAAGAUGUACGUGGAGUUUUGGUGCAGGGUCACAUCUUCCUCAACACCUCUCUGACUGAAGCUUUCUGCAUGGCCAUAGUAGAGGGAGCCAGCUGUGGACUGCAGGUCGUCAGCACCCGUGUCGGGGGAAUUCCUGAAGUGUUGCCUGAAGACUUAAUCACUCUGUGUGAGCCUACUGUACGGUCUUUGUGUGCUGGUCUGGAGACGGUCAUUGCCAGGCAGCGUUCAGGGUCUGUGCCCUCCCCCGCUUCUGUCCAUGCCCGUGUGAGAAACCUCUACACCUGGAGAAAUGUUGCGGAGAGGACUGAAAAGGUCUAUGACAGGGUGGCCGGGGAGGCGGUGCUUCCCCUGGACAGACGCUUGCUCAGGCUGCGGGCUCACUGUGGACCAGUGGCGGGCUCCAUCUUCGCUUUUGUAGCUGUUUUAGACUUCCUCUUCCUGCUCCUCCUCCAGUGGCUGGUGCCAGACCGGGUCAUGGAUGUCGCUGUGGACGCCACAGGCCUUCGUGGACUGUGGAGCUCGGGACGGGACUGCGAAAAAAGAGCUCACUCUAAAUGGGCCAGGAUGCCAACAGCAGAAACAGAAAUUUCAGACUUCAGUCUUCAUUAUGGCGACUGAGGAGAUCUUCCUAACCACUAUAUCAUGCUGAAUAUCAGAUGUGGAAUCUACUCAUCCUAACUUGGAUAUUGUUUACAUUUUAUUGUAAAAAGGGACUUGAUAGAGCUUGAGUGAAAGCACUGAGCAUUUGGAAUCUAUACUACUGAUAAAAUUGGGAAACCAUGGCACCCAUUUGGGCUUUGUUAAGCACUUUUUGUUUUGUUUUGUUUUGUUUUUGUUGUGUAUUGCAUUGCACUACACACAGAUGCGGUAAAAAAAGGCUCGUUGAUUGUACACAGACUUAUACAAUGCCAAGUAGAUGGUGUGGCUAUAUGGGGAUAAAGUUUCAAUGAGUGAAUAAAUCUCUUAUAGCCUCAGC
Myripristis murdjan (pinecone soldierfish) is the source of this 2049-nucleotide messenger RNA. RefSeq names its product phosphatidylinositol glycan anchor biosynthesis, class A (gene piga). Gene Ontology annotation, biological process: GPI anchor biosynthetic process. The record is from RefSeq and is a predicted model, not a curated record. Gene Ontology annotation, molecular function: phosphatidylinositol N-acetylglucosaminyltransferase activity. Lineage: Eukaryota; Metazoa; Chordata; Actinopteri; Holocentriformes; Holocentridae. Bases 180 to 1691 code for a protein of 503 amino acids. Gene Ontology annotation, cellular component: glycosylphosphatidylinositol-N-acetylglucosaminyltransferase (GPI-GnT) complex. The transcript has 8 exons.